AUGGACGACGGCCCUCCACCUCCCCCACCUCCACAUGGUGCCAACCCAAAGACAACUGGAGGCAGCCAUGCUCCUCCCGAACCCCCUCCUACCGGCGGUCUCCCUCCGGGCAACUAUGACAUCUUCAUCAUCCCUCCACAUUCCUCAGGGGGUGGCUUCAUAUACCUGCCCAGCCUGGGUGUGCAACAGAACAGCUUCAUAGCUGGUGUACUCAGCACCAUAGCCAGUAUAGUCCUUUGGAAAGCUGCCGAGCCACACGUCAAACAAUACUUCCUCAUCGUCAGACAUGGAGUCACAACUGGCGGCAAUGGUGUCAUUCUGCUAGCCGUCCUCAUGCUCCUUGCAGGCUGGGCUUUCGGCCAGACACAGGCCGGACGCCGAUUCAAUGGCGGAGGCGGCGCGGCAUAUGGCAAUGGGCCACGCGGCGGACCCGGUGCUGGCUCAGGUGCUGGUGCUGGUAACAAUGGAAGCAGCUCUAGCUACCAGCGAGCACCCCCACCACCGCCUCAAAACGGUGGCUUCCCAGGCAGUCCCCCACCUCAUGGCGGAUGGGGCGGAUACCGUCAAUACGGCUCUGCAUCGUCACCCCCUCCACAAGACGACGGGCCUUCCUCGGACGAAGAGGCUGAGCGGGCUGAAGAAGAGCGGAAGCGCGCCGAAGAAAAGCAGAAGCGUGCCGAAGAGAAGGAGAAGAAGGCGAAACAGGAAGAGGAGCGCAAGCAAGCUGAAGAAGCCAAGAGAAAACAAGAAGAAGAAGCCAAGAGAAAACAAGAAGAGGAAGCCGAACGUAAACGUGUCGAGGAAAUCGAGCGUGAGCGCGCCGAGAAAGCAAAGAUGGCAAAGGCACAAGAAGAGGAGCGUAAGCGUGCUGAGGAGUUCAAGCGCCAAGCUGAAGAGGCUAGAAGACAAGCAGAGGAGGCCAGAAGACAAGCCGAAGAGAUCAAGCGACAAGCAGAAGAGGCCAAAAGGCAAGCCGAGGAGGCCAGAUUGAAGGAGGUAGCCAGACUCAAAGAGGAAGCCAGGCUGAAGGAAGAGGCUCGCCUCAAGGAGGAGGCUCGGCUAAAGGAAGAAGCUCGAAUUAAGGAGGAAGCUCGACUCAAGGAAGAAGCUCGACUCAAAGAAGAAGCCAAACUCAGGGAGGAGGCUAGACUCAAAGAGGAGGCCAGACUCAAGGAGGAGGCCAGGAUCAAGGAGCAGGCUAGGUUGAAAGAAGAAGCCAGACUGAAGCGCGAGGCCGAGGAGAAGAAGAAAGCAGAGGAAGAGAGAAGGAGGCGCGAGGCCGAACAGCAGAGGCUUGCCGAAGAGGAGAGGAAGAGGCAAGAGGAAGCCGAACGACAGCGCAUAGCAGAGGAAGAACGCAAAGCUGAGGAAGAGCGCCGCCGGGCUGAAGAAGCUAGACUAGCUGCUGAGGCAGCCAAGAAGAAGAAGGAGGAAGAAGACCGUCGGCGAGCGUGGGAGGAGCUUAAGCGCGCUGAAGAAGCAAGGCAGAAGAAGGAGGCAGAGCAAAAGGCCAAGGAAGAAGCAGCUAAACUUGCGCGUGCCAAAGCUGAAAAGGAGAAGUGGGAGCAGAUGCGCAAACGUGAGCGAGAGCAGCGUGAACGUGAAGCACGAGAACGCCUGGCCAAGGAGAAAGCUCGCAAGCAACAAGAGGCCUUGGAGAAGGAGAAAGCAGAGCGCGAGGCACGCGAAGCAGAAGCACGAGCUCAAAUCGAAAAGGAGAUUCGCGAAAAGCUCGAAGCCGAACAGAGAGCCAAGGCCGAAGAAGAGGCUGCGAAGAAGGCCGCUGCUGACAAGGCUGCUGCCGAAGCUGCCGAAGCAAAAGCGAAGCUUGAAGCAGAACUCGCUGCUGCCAAAGCGAAGGCAGAUGCUGAGCGAGCAGAGCGUCUCAAAGCAGCACGUGAACGAGCUCAAAGGGACCGAGAGGCUCGUCUCAAGGCCGAAGCAGAGAAGGUCAAGGCUGAAGCAGAAAGGAUCAAAGCCGAGAAGAUCAAGGCUGAGAAGCUACAAGCUGAGCAGCUUAAAGCUGAGGCAGAGAGGAUCAAAGCCGAAGCAGAGAGAAUCAAAGCUGAAGAGGCUGCUGCCGCUGAGGCUGCUGCUGCUGCCGCCGCUGCCGCCGCGGCCCCAGAGAUCACAUCAACCCGCAGAUCUACUACUUAUGGUGGCGUUGGCGGCGGCGAACGACUUGACCCCUAUGCAGGCGUGAGGAUGCCAGCUCCUGCUUCUGUCGCCUCCAGUCAAUCGUCUCCUAUCAAGGCCACCGUCACAUCCAAGAAAUCUUACGAGAAACCCAGUGCAAAGUCCUACCUCAGCAGCGAAGACGGAAAGUCCUUUGUCCCGCCUCGGUCUACUGCUACUCGCUCACACGUCUCUUCCCAAUACUCCGAGUCUUCCUAUGCACCUUCAGAGUCGACUGCACGCACAACACCACCAGCUUCAAAAAGCGGACCAUACGCGACAGCCGAUCCUAACAAGAUUGUCAUCAAGGCUGUCUAUCUCUUCAAUGACUUGUUCCCAAAGCCCGUUGCUCAACUCGUAGCCAAUGUAGGAAAGGUAACCGACGGGCUCAUUCUGAAGAUUCAAUCCGAGGGUUUGUUCAUCGAUGAUGAUGUGCGAGGCAUUCCACAACGUGAGUGGGAUGUCAAGGCUUGGACGCUGAAAAUGGUAGAGACUGGCAAGCAACCCGCCAAGAACCUGCAUAUUCUCCGAGCCUCUGUCCGCGAUGCCGAUGGCAAAAAAUACGUCUUCCUCAUUGACGACAGUGAGAGCUGGAAACUGACGCUUGGUCUGCAGCGUCUCCGCAAGGGCAGCCAAGUGCGUAGUCUGCAGAGUGCUCAGAUGGCCCCCAAUGAGAUGGCCCGUGUACUCAAUGCUGUGCCACUAAUGGCCUUUUAA
This is a messenger RNA of Bipolaris zeicola 26-R-13, 2892 nucleotides long. RefSeq lists its product as uncharacterized. Gene Ontology annotation, biological process: chromatin remodeling. The record is from RefSeq and is a predicted model, not a curated record. Lineage: Eukaryota; Fungi; Ascomycota; Dothideomycetes; Pleosporales; Pleosporaceae. Gene Ontology annotation, cellular component: Swr1 complex. Gene Ontology annotation, molecular function: ATP-dependent H2AZ histone chaperone activity. Bases 1 to 2892 code for a protein of 963 amino acids. The transcript has 2 exons.